CAUUACAUGUCACGCUUGACCUCACUUCGCCAAGGUGAACUCCCACGUCAUGUACCGUGAUUGAACGAGUACUAUAGACCAGCAGACGUGUGUUUACAUGCAGUCACGUUAUGGAACGAGGUUUUAUCCCACAAACUUCUGGGAACUAAACUAAUCAAGCUGCAACUGUAUUGAGACUUUACGUUGAAGGUUCCAGCGUGAUAGCAUCUUGUUGUCGUGCUUGUCGGUCAUCUGCGAAUUGUGCCACGCAGUAUUUGUUACCUGACCCCUCUCGAGAGUCACAAUGGGAAGGCGUGGUAGUCGAGAGGAGCUGGUCUUUGAUGACGGCGUUGGCACCCGGAGGCCCAGCAAGUUCUUUCUCUUCAUUCUGUUUGUCAUGCUGCUUAUUGUCCUAGGUCUGACUGGGGCUUUAGUGUACUUCAUUUUGGACAGCAACGAUUGUCAUUCCACUUCCGAGCUGACUGGGGACAUGUGCAUGUCGACGCAGUGCAUCAAGUCGGCUUCGGUUUAUCUGGAAAGUAUGGACAGCUCCGCGAAUCCCUGUGAUAACUUUUACCAGUACGCCUGCGGCGGGUGGGUGAAGAAGCACGUGAUCCCAGAGGAUAGGUCACGUUACAGCUCAUUCGACAAACUAGACGAGGAUGUCACCAUCAAAUGCAAAGACUUAUUGGAGGAGGAUGCAGUAUUUGGAGAGCCAGUUGCCAUCACCAAUGUCAGAAGAUACUACAAGUCCUGCCUAGAUAUGGAAACCAUCAAUAGUAUGGAUGACCAGCCCCUGAUAGAUACGCUGGUCAAGGUCGGGGGAUGGCCCAUGCUCGGUACUAGCCCCGGUGGCAACUGGGUGGAGGACGACUACAAGUUUGAGAACCUCCUAGCUCUACUAGCCAAGGAGUACGGAAUAGCCCCCGUGAUCUCAUACGGGGUCGGUGUGGACGACAAGAACUCAAACCUGCACGUCCUACUGAUAAACCAGCCAAGCCUGCUGAUGGGUGGUCGCGAUUACUACCUGAAAUCGAACUAUUCCAAGGAGCGAGACGCGUAUAAGGACUAUAUGGUAAAUGUGGCCGUUGCUCUGGGCGCUAAUAAAGACAACGCUACAAACGACGCUGCAGAUCUACUGGCAUUCGAGACAAUGAUCGCACAGUUGAGCGUUCCAUCUUCGGAGAGACGAGACGCCAAUAAACUCUACAAUGUGUUUGAGCUGGGAGAGCUAGGAACAACUUACCCUGAGGUGAAUUGGACGGUACUCUUCAACCAGCUCCUACCAGAUACGCUGACGCCGUUACCAGACACCGAACGCGUUAUCAACUAUUCACCUCCUUACAUAGGCAACUUGACUACUUGGUUGUCAAGUCAGAGCAACAGAGCCGUUGCAAAUUACAUGGUGUGGCGGCUGGUAAGCUACAAGUUCGGGUACCUAGGCGACAAGUUUCUGGACAUCGAACAGGAAUUCGGUAAUGUUCUGUCGGGCACGUCGGCCCGUUCGGCCCGCUGGAGACGUUGCAUUGGGGAAGUCCAGUCCAGCAUCAUGGAGUUCGCUAUGGGCAGGAUGUAUGUAGACCUACACUUCCCGGAAGAAGCAAGGCUACAGACGAUCGAGAUGGUGGGCAAUCUGAAGACAGCCUUCAAGGCCAUGCUGACGCCCAAUACUUGGCUGGCAGAUGAGGAUAAGGUUGUCGCUGCACAAAAGGCUGAUGCGAUGGAAGUCAACGUUGGAUACCCAGAAUGGAUCAAGGACGAUGCAAAACUUGAUGAGUACUAUAUGAAGUUGGACAACUUCACCACCACUGCGUACUACGAGAACACUCAGCAGUACAUACAAUGGCAAUUGGAGAAAGCGCUUGGCUCCCUACGCGAUGCAGUGGAUAAGAAAACAUGGGGAAUGGGGCCAGCGGUGGUCAAUGCGUACUACAGUCCCAACGAAAACAAAAUAGUUUUUCCCGCGGGGAUCUUACAGCCACCUUUCUACCACAAAGAUCUGCCUUGGUAUUCCAAUUACGGUGGUAUGGGUGUGGUAAUUGGGCACGAGAUUACGCAUGGUUUUGACGACGAAGGGAGGCAGUAUGACAAGGAUGGCAACCUGGAUGAUUGGUGGAGCCAAAAGUCCGUCGAUAACUUUAAGGAGAGAGCACAGUGCAUUGUGAAACAGUACUCGGAUUUUAUCAUGCCAGAGAACAACCAACACCUGAACGGGGAACAGACCCAAGGGGAAAACAUCGCGGACAACGGCGGGCUGAAGGAGUCACUGAAGGCUUACCAUGACAACGCGAAGAGCCAGCCAAAGCUACCGGGAAUAGACCUGAACGAAGAACAAAUGUUCUUCUUGUCGUAUGGACAGGUUUGGUGCACUCUGUACCGCCCAGAGGGCGUGGCCAAUCUGAUCCUGACCAACCCGCACAGCCCUGGCCGAUACAGAGUCAUCGGCCCAACGCAGAACAGCAAAGCCUUUUCAGAUGCGUUCGGAUGCAAGGAGGGGGAUUACAUGAAUCCUAAGGAUAAGUGCGACGUCUGGUAAAGCAAAUUUGCACCUGUUGUACUUAUUGUUGAAGACAAAAGCUUUUGCGCCUUUCCGAAAUACACUUAAUUGAUUAUUGUUUAUUUGUCGUUUUUUUCCUAUAUCGUCUAAUCGGUCCGUAUUUUUAUUGAUAAACUUUUUUUCGGAAAUCAGUUCCGAUUUUUUUUUUUAAUUUCAUCUCCCAUCACGAUUGUAUGCAAAAUGGGCUUUCAGUAAUUUUUCAUUCCAAAUUGCGAUGGGAUGUCGGUGUGAUAAUGUACCAGCUGGAAAUGUGGAGCUUUCUCCUCGAUAUAUGUUUUGAAGCCGUUUAGAUUGUGCAAAUAAUUAGUUGCUGAUUUUUUUUUAAUUCGAAAGGCACCUUUACAUAUUGAAAUUAUGGAGAGAAUACUAUAAAGUAUACCAAUAUUUCUAAAGAAUGGAGUGCAUUGUACUUCAUAAUUGCAAUUAAGAAGUACAAUGUAUAUUACCCCAUUCAAGAAGCAUAUUCAAGGCUAUUUCACAUAUUUGGGUCUUUUUAAGUAAGGUUUUUUUUUGGUUUUGUUUAAUUUUUUUGAUUUCAUUUUAUUUCCGAUAUAAGUAUUAUACAGUGUACAAAUGAAUAUUGAUAAGCUUUCAAAAAUGCAUCUAUAAAAUUGGUUAAGAUUUUCGGAAAAGUUCCUUAAGUGCAGCAUAAACACCACGAAACACAUAUCCUUUUUUGAGGCUGUUUUAUUUUCGUUCUACAUUCAGAAAGAUAUGUAAUUUGUGUGAAUGGACGCAUCAGUUUUGUUCAUAGAAUGUGAACGACUUCUUCUCUUGAAAUAUCUUUGUAUUUCUCAGUAUUUUUUCAGUAUAUUCGUUCUUUGUAUUUUUUGUUUGUAUAAUAUGACCUUUUUUAUAAUUUGAGUACCAACUGAUUAGGCCAGAAGUAAGCCAACUAAGUCGGGUGAAAUAAUACAUUCUGCGACCAAAGUACCGACCUUAAACUUCUUAUUGCCACAUUCGGCCACAAAUUUAAUAUGUGGAGAUGUGAUGAAGUGAUGCGAUGAAGUGGUCCUAUUUUGGCCUGUAUCUCCAAAUUCCUGACAAACGACUCAUUUAGCUUGAUCGCAUCACAUAUUUGGAAAAUAUAUUGCUCUUCGUAUUCAAGUAGUUUUAAAUUGGUUUAUGUACGUAAAUAUAUGUUAAUUAAGCAGAAUAUUGUUAAAGCUACCCAAAACAAACAAACUAAUUAUAAAAGACCGACGGACCAAAAAAUAGUUUCCAAAUAAGAGUUAUUUUCCUACCUACCUGGAUAAUUUUCAGGGCGUCACCGUAAAGUGUGCCACCAAGAGUUUGCCAUGAGGAGUCUGUUUUUCAAGUUUACGUUCGACAAAACACGGCCCAUUUGAAUGAGUGUCGGUGAACAACUUGAGCUAAUUGAUAUAGAAUGGGGCAUAUCGUUCUGCCGCCUUACAGAACACCAUGAUGUAUAGUGCCGCGCUGCAAAUAUGUCUCUCAAAUGCUCUUGGGAAAAAAAUGGACUCUCUGUGGCAAACUCUUUGUGGCGCACUGCAUUGUAAACGCAGUAAUAAGAUAACUACAUUAAAAGAUUUAUACGCACAGAUUUUAAAAUUUGGUAACGUCUAAGUAAACUACUGUAAUUCGUACUGGCUUUUAUAUACAGCGUUUUAGCUACAGCAUUAAUUGAUUUAAGGAUUGUCAGAUUUUGUUUUGAUUCCAGAAAUAAAUAUUUUGUUUCCGGUUAUCAAUCAA
This is a messenger RNA of Patiria miniata (bat star), 4249 nucleotides long. RefSeq names its product membrane metallo-endopeptidase-like 1. Gene Ontology annotation, cellular component: plasma membrane. Gene Ontology annotation, molecular function: metalloendopeptidase activity. The coding region runs from base 284 to 2515 and encodes 743 amino acids. The transcript is spliced from 22 exons. The record is from RefSeq and is a predicted model, not a curated record. NCBI's taxonomy places the organism in Eukaryota, Metazoa, Echinodermata, Asteroidea, Valvatida, Asterinidae. Gene Ontology annotation, biological process: protein processing.